AAACCCAUUUCGUGGAGAGAAAAAAACAAGACAAACUUUGGUGUUCCAUUGAGAAAACCUCUUAAAAAAACCAUCUCUCUCUCUCUCUCUCUCUCUCUCUCUCUCUCUCUCUCUCUCUCUAGAACAUGAGAGUUUCAAUCUCAAUAUCGGACACGAUCGCAUGUUACUGUCUAACGGCACUUCUGGUCCUAACCCUAGCGAGCUCCUCCGUUAGGGACCCCCGUGGAAGCGGCGAAUUUCCGGCGAGAGAUAAAAUCUCCGGCGACGUGAGAGGGAGGAGGAUGAUGGAGAGGCCGUGCGAGGAGAUAUACGUGGUGGGAGAAGGAGAGACACUUCACAGCAUAAGCGACAAAUGCGGCGACCCGUUUAUCGUGGAGCGUAACCCGCAUAUCCACGACCCGGACGAUGUCUUUCCGGGUCUCGUCAUCAAAAUCACUCCUUCUUCUUCUUCGAAGAUCGUCGAUUUUCCUCGAUGAUCUACGAGCUGGGAAAAAAAUGACCCCUGAUUGUUUACUAUAUGUACAUGCAUAGUGGUUUACGUCUUAUACACGCAAAGGGAUAUAAAAAAAACGUCAUGGCCAUGGUUUUUUUUUUUUUUUUUUAUGUUUGAAGAUCACAUCGAUGUUUGAUCUUUUUGUUUUCCCUUUUGGGCAUUAUGGACCGAUGAAAUUGUAUAUGAUGGAUUGUUUA
Molecule: messenger RNA, 690 nt
Organism: Tarenaya hassleriana
Lineage: Eukaryota; Viridiplantae; Streptophyta; Magnoliopsida; Brassicales; Cleomaceae
Exons: 1
Coding region: 126-476 (116 amino acids)
Source: RefSeq, a predicted model, not a curated record